AUGAAGCUGUCGGCUCCAGGCCAUUCCGCAUACCACCUUCUGAAACUUCGUGACGAUUUACCGGUGCAGCCGACGGAAAAGAACGCCUACACUCCCGAAGGCAGUGCGGGACACAAUAUCGUUGUCGUGUGCUUGGCCAGCGGUACAUAUGGCAUUAUAUCUGCUCCUAUGGUGGUCACGAAACAAAUGCUCGACAUCCAGUCGAUCCAAUACAAUCGGAUUGUCAGUGUUGAAGGGCAAAUACGCAUCAGAGAGAAAGGUGAGACUUUUAUCGACCAUCUGACAUGUGGACAAGGGGAUGUAGUGUAA
Messenger RNA from Aspergillus heteromorphus CBS 117.55, 309 nucleotides. RefSeq lists its product as uncharacterized. Bases 1 to 309 code for a protein of 102 amino acids. The record is from RefSeq and is a predicted model, not a curated record. The transcript has 2 exons. Lineage: Eukaryota; Fungi; Ascomycota; Eurotiomycetes; Eurotiales; Aspergillaceae.